Salpingoeca rosetta is the source of this 1828-nucleotide messenger RNA. RefSeq lists its product as uncharacterized. Lineage: Eukaryota; Choanoflagellata; Craspedida; Salpingoecidae. The record is from RefSeq and is a predicted model, not a curated record. The transcript has a single exon. The coding region runs from base 1 to 1734 and encodes 577 amino acids.
AUGUUCUGGCCGGCAAACCUCACGCACGUGGUGCGAGACACGUUGGCACACCGAUCCACCUUCAAGUACGCGUUUGGGUUCACGCCCGCCCUGCUAGACGCCAAGCAGCGAGAGCAAGACAAAGGGGAAGAUGGAGAUGGUACGGCUGACGGGGUGGCUGGUGGUGAGGCAGACAUAGAUGCUAGUCUCAUGCCACCACCACCACAACAACAGCAACAACAACAGCAGCAGCAACAACAACAACAACAACAACAACAACAACAACAACAACAACAACAACAACAGCAGCAGCAGCAACAACAACAGCAGCAGCAACAACAACAACAACAACAACAGCAGCAACAACAACAACAACAACAGCAACAGCAGCAGCAACAACAGCAGCGCGGGCUGAAGGUUGGCGUGGUGGUGGAUGCAACGCGUUGGCGGUGUCCGUUUGUUGACGAUUUCAUUGCAACAGCAGAGGAGUUUUUCUUGCCGGGACACGAGCUGCACUAUUUCGUCAUCGUGAGCGGUGAUGAUCAUGACAAUGACGGUGAUGAUGGCGGUACUGGUGCUGAUGCACGUGUCAAGGGUGAAACGGGCUCUGACGCCAGCAAGAAGAGCAGGACUGCCAACAACCACGCGCAGAGUGGUGGCAGCAUCAACAGUGGGAGGAGUGGCGGUGCGCCUGCCCGGGCCGUGUGUGGUCGCAUCUCCAUGCUUGGUCCUCACGAGCGCACACAUGUGCUCCGCACACGUGGACGCGACGCUGAUACUGAUACUGAUGGUGAAGAUGUUGAUGCUGAUACUGAUGGUGAAGAUGUUGAUGCUGAUACUGAUGGUGAAGAUGGUGAAAAUGGUGGUGGUGGUGGUGAUAGCGGCAGAAGGCGCCAUAGCAAAGGCACGUCUGCAUGUGACAGCAGCAGCAGCAGCAAGAGCAAGGUGUCUUCUGCUUCAUCUGUGCGCCCUGGUAUCACGCGUGUGGAGGAGGCAUUGCGUACGCACAGGACAAUCUUGCGUCACUCGGCAUUGCUGAAGGAUAUGGCCUUUGUGUAUGUGUUUGACGCUGCGGUUGUGUUCACCAGCACAGUGCACGAGGAAGUGUUUGGAGCCACGGUUGGCGUUGCACACCCGGCCUUGUUCGGCCUCCCACCACCACCACCACCCUCAUCAUCACCCCCAUCAUCAUCAUUGCCAUCAUCAUCUUCUUCUUCUUCAUUGAUGCACAGCAUAGCAAACAACAACAACAACAACAGCAGCAGCAGCAUCACGAGUGACAUGCGCAAAGGCGGUAGAGGUGCAUCUCGCCAUAUGGCCGCUGCCACGACCGCUGCGCCGUGCUCCUUUGCCGGUGGGCUGUUUGGCGGGACAUUACAUGGCGUUCUCGGCAUUGUUGAAGAGUUGGUGGAGCUGAUGACACAGGACACAUGUAUCGGCGGUGGCGAUGGUGUGGGCGGUGUGAACAGCAGUCGUGUUCACCAUCAUCAUCAUCAUCACCAGCAGCGACAUGAUGACGUGACCGCGGUGUACAUCAACCGCGUGUUUGCACACCGCCCACCAACCAUUGCGUUGCCUGCCAACUACUACUACUUGGAGCCGCCCUGUGAUCUCUUUCCACAGCAGCAAGGCCGGGCGCCUGGGUCUACGCAGCACACGCAAGCGAGGUUUGACCUCGUUUACCCGCCGCGCAUUUUGAAUGUGCGCUGCAGAAUGCUGAUGGACCAAGGCAUCGGCUUUGCAGUCGGGGUGUGAUAUGACAUCGCCAUGGAAGGGUUGGAAAGCAAAAGCAACGUGCAUGAUGGAGCCGCUUGCUCGGGUGAUGGCACUACUGUAAUCUAUUCUUGCU